This is a messenger RNA of Prinia subflava (tawny-flanked prinia), 2913 nucleotides long. RefSeq names its product zinc finger protein 239-like. NCBI's taxonomy places the organism in Eukaryota, Metazoa, Chordata, Aves, Passeriformes, Cisticolidae. The record is from RefSeq and is a predicted model, not a curated record. Bases 268 to 1053 code for a protein of 261 amino acids. Gene Ontology annotation, molecular function: DNA-binding transcription factor activity, RNA polymerase II-specific; RNA polymerase II cis-regulatory region sequence-specific DNA binding. The transcript is spliced from 2 exons. Gene Ontology annotation, cellular component: nucleus. Gene Ontology annotation, biological process: regulation of transcription by RNA polymerase II.
GCCCGCCCCCCGGUGGGCCGUGUGGCAGCAGAGGCGCCAUUGGCGGAGCGCGUGUGCGGGCCCGGGAGCGGCGGCAGCGGCCGGAGCCCGGUGAGGCGGCGGCGGAGCUCGGAGGCGGCCCCAGCGCAGCCAGGGCUUUUCAUUCCCAAGGAGAAUUUGGAUGGAGAAGGAAAAGCCCCGGAGAUCCCGCCCGAGGAGGGGCUGCAAAUCCAGCGCAGGGAGAUGUGAGGAGGAAAGACCCUCCCUGUGCCAGGAGGGCGGCCAGAGAUGCAGGCAGAGCUCAGAGCUGGGGGAGGGGAGAAGCCCCACAAGUGCCUGGAAUGUGGGAAGGGUUUCAGGCGGUGCUCUGAACUGAUCCGGCACCAGAGAAUCCACACUGGGGAACGGCCCUACGAGUGUGGGGAGUGUGGGAAGAGCUUCAGCCAGAGCUCAAGUCUGAUCCGGCACCAGAUGAUCCACACUGGGAAAAGGGACUACACCUGCCUGGAAUGUGGGAAGAGCUUUGCAUGGAGCUCCAACCUGAGAAAACACCAGAGAAUCCACACCGGGGAGAGGCCCUACAAGUGUCCCGAGUGUGGGAAGAGGUUUAAGACCAGCUCCAGACUCCUCAUACAUCAGCGGAUUCAUACAGAGGAGAGGCCCUUCCGCUGCCCUGAGUGUGGGAAGGGCUUCAAUCGCAACUCACACCUCACUGUCCACCGGCGCAUCCACACCGGGGAGAGGCCCUAUGAGUGUCCUGAGUGCGGGAAGAGGUUUCAGACCAGCUCCACUCUCCUCGUACAUCAGCGGAUUCACACUGGAGAGAGGCCCUAUGAGUGUUCCAAGUGUGGGAGAAGGUUUCAGGCCAGCUCCAAACUCCUCCUACAUCAGCGGAUUCACACGGAGGAGAGGCCCUUCUGCUGCCCCGACUGCGGGAAGGGCUUCAAGCGGAACUCACACCUCACUGCCCACCAGCUCAUCCACACCGGGGAGAGGCCCUACGAGUGUCCCCAGUGUGGGAAGAGCUUCUCACAGAGCUCUCACUUGACCCAGCACCAACGGAGGCACCACUAAGGGAAGCCCUGUGAGUGCCCCAAGGGUGGGAAGAGCUCCGUGCACUGCUCCAGCUCCAUUCCCCAUGGGAGGAUCGGCGUUGAAUGAUCCCCAGUGACCCCUGGUGAUCCUGAUGACUCCUGGUGAUCCGAUCAGAGACCUGAUGAUCCGUGGUCCUGGUGACAUCAGUUGCAAAGACGCCUGGUGUCACCCUGUUCUUUUAGAAACUUUUUAGGCUUCUGUUGUUGACAUUUUUGGAGCCAAGAUUCUCACACUUCUAACAGUUUCUUAAUGUUAAAAUAACACUGUUUACCUAACGGUAGUUUUUUGGUUUACAUCCCUUUUUGGGGUAGAAGAACUGAUUGACUGUCUGUUUGAACAGUGUGGUUGGAGGGGUCAUGAUCCAAUCCACCAAUCCACAACUGGUGCCAUAACUGUAUAAAUAUGAAAGAAAGUAAAGUUCUGCCCCUUCUUUCCUGCUGGGACAUCUGUGAGUCACGUGGUUCUUUCAUGUCUGACUGUGUCAGUUGGUGACCCCACGUGAGGAACAGCUGGUUGAGGUCCUAAUACUUCUUACUCCCCCUUCCUUGCUCCUGCAAUGAUGGCGACCCCUGUGGUCCCAGCAUAGGAUUUCUUGGUCCUGGAUAUCUGGAAAGAUCUCAUGGAGAGGAAGAAAGCAUCUGUUUCCUACAUGGUUUUGAAAAAUUGUUUUUCUGGCAACGAGAGCAGGAGUUCUUCCCAACGCCUGAGGAUGCAUUCUCUAAGGAGGUGUGGUUUCGAUUAGGCCAGUGUUUGAUGGAAGUGUUCGCUGCUGAUUUUAGUGUAGAGGUGGCGCUUGUUAGUACAGUGGAAACCGUUUGACUCGAUUCUGCAGGGCCUGGACACCUCUAGCUCAGGCUUCUGCAGACAGGCAGAGCUCCCAAAGCUCCUCUCCGGCCCCAGGUGAUUAUCUAGAGCAGAGCGGGGAUGUCCUGUCGGACGUCGCUGUGCCGGCAGCUGAGGUGGAUUUUGGUUUCUUGAACAUGGCGGAGCCCUCCCCUCCUCCCCACAAUGCUGUGCUGGGGGGCGCUUCCACCCCUGAUUACAAUCUUGGUUCCCUGGGGUGAAGGGGGGUUCCUAGCCCGCCAGUCCAACGCCCCUGGCGAGUGGGCGGGGCCCCGCCGGGCUCUUGGCAGUUCUGUGGAGCCGGCAGUGCCGGUCCCACCCAUCCCUGCACCCUGGAGUGGCACUGCGGGGCGCAGCUGCCCCCGCUUCAUGGUUUCCCAGCCCCCAGGGGCUGCGAAGAGCCCCUGGCUCCGCCUCCGCCACUCCUUGACUCUGAUUUGGUAACGACUCUGCCUGAAUUGCGGCAUUUCCACUACAUAUCCCUUGGAUGCAGCGGGGGCAGAGCCCACCUCGCUGCCACCACCGCUUUCAGCCGAGGGGGGCCCGGCAUCGGCUGCUUUGCUGCCUGUGCCGCCAGUUGCACAUGUGCGGGAGAUGCAAGCCACCAGAGUUGGGGUUUUGAUCGACUUUCUGCCGGACAUUGUCCUGGUUGGUGGGCAGCCUGCCCCGCUCCACUCAGGAGGGGCGAUGCCUGCUGUAGGCUUCUGAGCCAUGAGCAGGACUCUCUGGGCAUGGUCCUGGACCCCGUCUUCCCAGCACUGCCGCCGGGCGUGGCAGGGGGUGCAGGGCACGGGGCGGGGCUGAUCUUGACUUCGGGUGGCUCUGCACAGCUCUCUGCCCCGCCCGAGGUUCCCUCCCUGCCCGCACCGCCAGCACUGCCUGCAUUAGUCCCUAUGGUCGGGACGCAGGCCAAUCCCGUGGCUCUGCAAGCCAUGCUCUUCAUCGCACCCCGUUCCCCCCCCAUGCCAAGGGAGGGGUGCCAAGCACCGGCCCCAC